AUGGCAUUUUGGAAAGGAAGACCCAAUUGGUUAGGCAAAAUAGGCCUUAUAUUAUUAGCAAUAUGGCUAAUAAUACUAAUAAUAUCCGUAUCACAUGUUUUACGGAACAAUUCUUCCCGAGAAAACGAGGAAGUAAUAGCUAAAGACAAGGAAAAUUUUGAAAAAUUAUCCUCGAUGGUUGAGGAGUUUGAAAUUUUAAAAAAACAAAAUGAAGCAUUUGCCAAUAUUAUUAUGUCUAAUAAUUAUAAGAGUGAUAUUAUUAGUGAUAAUUUAAAAGCUAUAACUAAUGUAAAUAAUAGCCCAAUUUUAGAGUACGAGCAUUUGAGGCGUAGAAUUAAAAAUGAUGUCCAGGAACUGUGGUACUACGUCGAUGCCCAGUUAAAAAAAGUUAAAAAAUACACUGAGGAUUUUCCUCUGGAUAAGCGGGAGAAGGACAUUGACGACGCGAUUAACAACGUCUGGGAGCACAAAAAGGCCCUGAUUAACGAGCUGGAGAAGCUAAAGGAAGUCGAUGGUCAUCAGCGCUGGAGGGAAAAAGAGUCCCAAAAUUUGUCGGAUCUUGUACAGAAGCGGUUUUCGCACUUGCAGAAUCCUAGUGAUUGUAACAGCGCUAAAAAAUUGACUUGUAAUUUGAAUAAAGGAUGUGGCUUUGGCUGUCAGAUUCACCACCUGACCUACUGUUUUUUGGUAGCCUACGGUACUGAGCGCACACUAAUCCUAAAAUCAAAGGGCUGGCGUUACCAAAAAGACGGCUGGGAAUCAGUAUUCAAGCCUCUCAGCGACAGCUGUACCUCUCCGAGCGGUCUCUCCCACGCAAACUGGCCAGGAGACGCAUCUAAGCAAGUGGUAUCGCUGCCAAUAGUGGACAACGUCUACCCGAAGCCGAAGUACCAGCCUCCAAGCAUACCACUGGACCUGGCCCCACGAAUCGAGCGGCUGCACGGGAACCCGUUGGUCUGGUGGGUCGGGCAGGUGCUCAAGUUCCUGAUGCGACCCAGGGAGGGCAUGCAGAAGAUAAUCGACGCUAAAAAAGAAAAAAUGGGAUUCAUAAAGCCAAUCGUCGGGAUCCACGUCCGAAGAACUGACAAAGUCGGGACCGAGGCGGCUUACCACGACCUAGACGAGUACAUGGUGAAAGUCGACCAGUACUACGAGCAGCUGGAGAUUCAGCCAGCAGUCAAGCGGGUCUUUAUCGCCAGCGAUGACCCCAAGGUGAUAACUGCCGCAAGGACUCGGUAUCCUAGGUACGAAGUUAUUGGCGAUCCUGCUAUCGCGGAAACUGCUUCUGUGUCCAAGCGAUAUUCCGACACGUCUCUCCAUGGAAUUAUUAUUGACAUUCAUCUGCUGUCUCUGUCAGACCACCUUGUUUGCACCUUCAGCUCCCAGGUCUGUCGCGUUGCUUAUGAAUUAAUGCAGACGUAUCAUGUUGAUGCUUAUGAUAAAUUCACUUCGCUUGAUGAUGUUUAUUAUUACGGUGGACAAAAUCCCAAUCCGGCUGUUGCGAUCCUGGAACACUUACCCAGACGCACGGAAGAAAUAGAAUUGAAAGUUGGGGAUAAAGUUGAGGUCCAUGGCAAUCACUGGGACGGAUUUUCUAAGGGAAGAAAUUUACGGACUGGUAUUACUGGAUUGUUUCCUAGUUUUAAAGUUGAAAAUCGCAUUGCUACCGCGGAAUUUCCCAAGUAUUCUGAUGUUUCUUUAUAA
Messenger RNA from Cotesia congregata, 1704 nucleotides. Lineage: Eukaryota; Metazoa; Arthropoda; Insecta; Hymenoptera; Braconidae. The record is from the annotation of a GenBank genome assembly.